AUGCUGGCGUUAUGCAGCGGGCUGGUGUCUCGGUUGGAGGCCAAUCCUCGUCUGAGGGACGAAUUCGUCUGGGGAAACCGAGACGAACAGGUGGACCGCAUUUGUCUCUCACAGUCCGUCGUCAUCGAACCAACCUGGGAGGCGUUCUUUAGUUUCUUCCAGCCAGUUACGAGGCUCGUUUCAUUCAUCCCUCCGAAGUCCGAUCAGGUGGUGCGUUACAUUCGCGUCUGGACGGAUGCACCGUGGCAUCGGUUCCGGGCCGAGCUGGUUCAUGGCGGAGUAGGCACCAAGGCACCAGCUGCCACCAUAAUUCAGCUGAGCCGUCACUGGAUGCUGUUUGCCAAUGUUGUGAUCUACUGCGCUACUUAG
This is a messenger RNA of Anopheles nili, 369 nucleotides long. RefSeq lists its product as uncharacterized. The record is from RefSeq and is a predicted model, not a curated record. The transcript is spliced from 2 exons. NCBI's taxonomy places the organism in Eukaryota, Metazoa, Arthropoda, Insecta, Diptera, Culicidae. Bases 1 to 369 code for a protein of 122 amino acids.